AAAAAAAAAUAUUUAUGAAAUUAGCUCUUCAAAAGUGAAACAGUUUUGAGUUUGAGAAAAAAAGAAAGAAACUAGUUGAUGGAUCUGUUGGGGCUGGUUCCAGUUUUCAUUGAUGGAUAGCGAGCAAGCGAGGUGUCGAGCAGCGGUGAAGGGGAAGUGUUGCAGGUUUUAGAAUAAUAGUGGCGGAGGCGUGAAUGUGUGAGUGUCUUGUUUCAUAGCUGAAGAAAAAAAGUAAGCAACGAGAAGCCGAGCAUAAUAUAGGACGGUGUUCGAAUUGGUGAACUUCAGUUGGUGAUCCCUGCUUCUCCGGCCGCGAGUUGCAGUGUAGUGUAGAAAACACAACCAACCGAGAAAUCGCGAGUGGUUUCAGAAAAAAAGAAGAAACAGUGAAGCCAACAACUACUUUUUUUCGGUGCGAAUUGAAAGUGGAUCAAAAGUAGCUCCAGCAGUAAUCAAAAGCAUAGUGCUGAGAGGUGGUGGUGCUGGUGGUAGCGCCAAAAGCAAAGCAAAAGUGAAGAAAAUAUCGACUGGAGAAAUUGGCUCUCUGGUGUGUGCUGUGUUGCUGUACGAGCGAGCGGAAAACUGUCUGCGAUCCCUGUGUUUUGCUGAGCAUCCACACCGUACAAUUUAACCGAAUUAAUGACUCCCGGGAAGCUGAUGAACGAAACCUUGAUCCGGAACUGACAGAUAGAGGGAAACACAACUCAACCACGCACCAAAAGCUCAUCGUCAUAGUUCAUAGAUAAACAGCUCUCUCAACGACCACAGCCAUCAUGUGCUCCCCAAACAAACCGUUGUCAAUAGCUGUUUGAUAUAGUUUCGCGUUUAGCCGGUAGUAACGCGACCUUAUCAGUCAAAACUGGGUGUUGUCCCCGAGUAUCCGUCGGAUUUGAUCGUUCCGCAACAAUACGGGCAAUACGACGUGCAACGGUCUCCCAACAACCAAAGGCUUCCGACAACUGCCUCCGUUGUCCCCGCCACCAAUUCGGCGCCGCCAACGGUCCCAUUUGUAGGAGACUUCGGUCAGACGCAGUCUCCUAUCGUGCAAUGUCGGAAGGAUUUGCCGCUGGUUUGCAGCAGGACGAUAUUCUUCAGCAGCAACAACAGCAGGGCGAGUGGUCGGCCUAUACCAUCAUGGAUUCGUCGCGUGUGUCCACGUGUCUGAUCUCGAUGCUAUUGAUCGUGUACGGUAGCUUUCGCAGUCUUAACAUGGAGCAGGAGCAACGCGAGAAGGAAAAAAAGCGCCAAAGCGAGAGCAUGAACAACCUGCUCACCGGUGAACCACUACUACCGGAACCAAAUAAAUUUGCAACCCUGGACACGAUGCACGCGCUCUGUCUUCCACUGGGAGCCUCCAUAUCACUGCUGGUCAUGUUCUUCUUUUUCGACUCCAUGCAAAUGCUUUUCGCCGUGUGUACAGCAAUCAUUGCCACCGUAGCGCUGGCGUUCCUUCUCCUUCCCAUGUGUCAGUAUAUCAUUCGGCCAUGUUCGGACGGUACCCGGAUAUCGUUUGGCGUGUGUGGUCGUUUCACGGCGGCCGAACUGUUCAGUUUUUCGUUGGCCGUGUCAAUCGUUUGCGUUUGGGUUCUAACCGGCCACUGGCUUUUGAUGGAUGCCAUGGGGAUGGGACUGUGUGUUGCAUUUAUAGCAUUCGUACGCUUACCAAGUCUGAAGGUGUCCACCCUGUUGCUCACCGGGCUGCUCAUCUACGACGUCUUUUGGGUGUUUUUCUCGUCGUACAUCUUCAGCACCAAUGUUAUGGUUAAGGUCGCUACUCGACCGGCAGACAAUCCCGUUGGAUUAGUCGCUCGCAAGCUGAACCUCGGCGGAAUUGUCAAAGAGCCACCCAAGCUGAAUCUACCGGGAAAGCUGGUAUUUCCCAGUAUACACAACAGUGGUCACUUUUCGAUGCUCGGACUGGGCGAUAUCGUCAUGCCAGGCCUGCUGUUGUGCUUCGUACUCCGCUACGAUGCGUACAAGAAGUCACAAUGUACGCAGACAGCGGAAGCUGGUGUACCGCCCCCGAGGGGAGUCGGCUCAAAGCUUACUUAUUUCCAUUGUUCCUUACUAGGUUAUUUUCUCGGUUUAUUAACCGCCACCGUUAGCUCGGAAGUAUUCAAGGCAGCACAGCCCGCUCUGCUGUAUCUAGUUCCGUUCACAUUGCUACCUCUGCUGACGAUGGCGUAUCUUAAGGGUGAUUUGCGGCGGAUGUGGAGCGAACCGUUCAUCAUACAGCAAGCAUCCAAGCAGUUAGACGUUUAAGCUGUAAUUAUCAUUAUUUUUUUCUGUAUGAAUGCAACACACGCAAAGACAUACAAUAGUAUUAAGGCUACGUUGAGUAGAGAAACUGAAAAGAAGAAAAAAACAUAACAAAAUCUAGAAACAAAAAAACAAGGAUUCUAACAUUAAGAUUAUACAUACAUGUAAGAGCUACAUAAGGAAACAACACCCUUUUUCAGAUAUGAAUGUAUUUAGUGAAACCAGAAAACAGUAAACAUGUGAACAAAUUUGCAAACAUAUGUUACACUACACAUAUGUUGCAUUCGAGAAUAAGGGACAACUCAUGAAAUCCCGCGGCAGUAUGAAAUGAACAAAUAAUAUAAUGUUAUUCAUUCAAAUGAAUAUGACUCAUGCGAAAACAAAAUGCGUAGUGAAGCUAGUAUAGGAGCCGACUGUAAUCGUUAAGUAACAGGUUUAUCAUUAUCGUAAUUCAUCUUCAGUUCAUUUUUCAUUCUUAAACAGUGCGUGAUUAGUUUUUUUUUUUAAUUCAUGCCGAGGUUCAUGCCAAUAACAAUAUCGAUCGUCAGAGCUCGAAAGAAGUUGAGCUUCUUCUCCGGAGUAACGUCUUUAACUAUACAAUUAGAAAUCUGAAUUUCACUCAAUUAUCAUUAUUUCCAUUACGUUUUUCAACGAUAGCAAAACACCACAUGAUCUUAAAUUGUGAGCUGAAAUACAAACAAAAAAAUGAAAACGCCCAGUUAAGUCAAAUUAUUAGCGAACCUAGACUUUGUGUAAAUGGAAACGAGAAAGACAGGGAAUCGACUGGAAAUUGUUGGGCAAUAGACCGCUGAGUGAACCACACCAACGAACUCAAAUCGUCACUCAUGUGGCUUUCCCACGCGUUAUCUGUGUUAAUCGCAUUAUCAAGAAUGUAAAAUUUAGCGCAAUUAUGAGAAAAAAAAUCUAAAUUAAUCCAGACGGAAGAAAAAUCAAAGUCACUCACAAACACGCGUAAUUAUAAAAUGAAUAUAAAAAUGUGAUAAUUUUAUAUAAUUUCUAUUUUUUCACUCUCUGUGUAUGCCUAACUCGAAUGUAUACUUUCUGAUUUUUUUUUAAAUAGAGAAGUCUGUUUGAAUUAGCGAAAUAAAACCGUUUUUUGAACAUUAAA
Molecule: messenger RNA, 3388 nt
Organism: Ochlerotatus camptorhynchus
Lineage: Eukaryota; Metazoa; Arthropoda; Insecta; Diptera; Culicidae
Gene: SppL
Product: signal peptide peptidase-like protein
Exons: 7
Coding region: 1048-2262 (404 amino acids)
Biological process (GO): membrane protein proteolysis
Cellular component (GO): lumenal side of endoplasmic reticulum membrane; Golgi-associated vesicle membrane; cytoplasmic side of endoplasmic reticulum membrane
Molecular function (GO): aspartic endopeptidase activity, intramembrane cleaving
Source: RefSeq, a predicted model, not a curated record